ACACAAAAUAAUUAAAAUACAAAUUAAAAAAAAAAUACAAAAACAAUGUGCUAAGUUUUUAAAAUAAGUUACAGAAAAAGGAAUAAAUAUAUUCGAAAAUAAAUUUCGAAAACUAUUCGAAAUAUGUCGUUUAAACGAAAAAAGAUACUUUGCCCUCAAGUGGACUAUGUGAAGGAUAAAGUGCAUGAAGACUGAAUUUACUGUAUAUAUAGGUGAAUGUAUAUUUAUAUAUGGUAUAGAGAAAAAUAAUUUUUUCGCCAUGUAAGAAGAAAAAGGAGAGGCAGACAACACGUCAAGAGGACUUUUGGCAUUGGAAAAUUUGUUCGGGGGGUGUUAAAAGCUCGGCAGUAAAUGUGAAAAGAAAAAUAGAAGGGGCAUUAAUUCACAAUGGGUUGCAAGCUUAGUAAAUUGGCGUCCUCGACAACUCAGAAUCAAACUGGCCGCGAUAGUCCGCCACCGCCAGCAGCCACGGAUCCGCGACUUCCCCUUUCCGCGAGGCAAAAGUACACAAUUAUUGCGAGUUGGAAAGCUGUUGCCCGAUCUAUGGAAACAACUGGCGUCUAUAUGUUCAUUAAAUUAUUCGAGAAUAAUGCGGAAUUACUAGAAAUGUUUAAAAAUUUUAAACAUCUAAAAACAAAAGACGAACAAGCAACGAGUACUGAGCUUGCGGAUCAUGCGGUGAAAGUAAUGACGACAUUAGACGAAGGUAUUAAGGGUUUGGACGAUAUGGAUGUUUUUCUUUCCUAUCUACAUCAAGUGGGCGCGUCACACAGAAGAAUUCCAGAAUUUAAACGUCAAUAUUUUUGGAAUAUCGAAUCGCCGUUUCUGGAGGCAGUAAAAAGGACCUUAGACGAUCGAUACACGGAGAAUGUCGAGAACAUAUACAAGUUAACCAUCAAAUUCAUCAUACAGACACUGAUCGACGGUUACGAUAACGCGGCAUUAUAAUCCGUGGGUAAUAUUUGUUAGAAAAAAUUUUAUUAAGGUCGUUAAUUAACAAAAAAAGAACUUGAUCCUUUAAAUCGAAAAAAAAGGAAAAGUGAAAAAAAAGAAUAUCCAUUUGA
Messenger RNA from Leptopilina heterotoma, 1064 nucleotides. Its product is annotated as globin-1-like. NCBI's taxonomy places the organism in Eukaryota, Metazoa, Arthropoda, Insecta, Hymenoptera, Figitidae. Bases 388 to 948 code for a protein of 186 amino acids. Gene Ontology annotation, molecular function: heme binding; oxygen binding. The record is from RefSeq and is a predicted model, not a curated record. The transcript is spliced from 3 exons.